UGUGUGUAUAUAUACAUUUGGUAUCUGCAUGACUGCAUGCAUGUUCCACUGGUUUUUAAUCAUUUUUUGAGUGGCUUUAUUGAGUGGGAGUUAGGGCUAAUGGGUGAGCAUAUAGUACGCAGUUUACUUGUGGUGAUUGUGGUUUUGGUUGCUUUCAUUGGUGAUUGUGGUGGUGUUUUGGGUGAUUUGGUUAAAGGAGUAAAAGAUGAAAAGAAAUUGUUUGGAAAACCUAUACCUAGGUUUGGAAGAGGUUUAGGUCGUCCAAUUUAUAGGAAGGGGUAUAAAUAUGGUGGUGGAGGACUAGGUGGUGGUGUUGGUGGUGGUGGAGGUCUAGGGGGUGGUAUCGGUGGUGGUGGUGGAGGUUUAGGAGGCGGUGGAGGUUAUGGGGGUGGUGGUCUUGGAGGUGGUGGAGGCUUUGGUGGUGGCGGUGGAUUGGGUGGUGGAGGUGGGAUAGGUCCCCGUGGACAUCUUGGAGUUGGUGGUAGGCUACCUCAUCGUGGAGGACCAAAAGGUGUUGGUGGUGGUGGCGGGCUAGGCCACCGUGGAAAUCUAGGUGGUGAUGGGCUAGGUCACACCGGAGGUUUAGGAGGUGGUGCGGGAGGAGGGUUUGGUGGUGGUGGCGGUGUUGGAGGUGGUGGUGGUGGUUUAGGUGGAGGUGUUGGAGGUGGACUAGGUGGUGGUGGUGGUGGUCUAGGAAGUGGUGCUGGAGGCGGACUUGGUGGUGGUGGUGGACUAGGUCACCAUGGAGGUCUAGGAAGUGGUGUUGGUGGUGGUGUAGGAGGUGGACUUGGUGGUGGUGGCAAACUAGGUCAUCAUGGAGGAUUAGGAGGUGGUUCUGGAGGUGGUAGUGGUCUAGGAGGUGCUGCUGGAGGUGGGCUUGGUGGUGGUGGUGGUCUAGGAGGUGGUGCUGGAGGUGGACUUGGUGGUGGUGGUGGACUAGGUCACCAUGGAGGUCUAGGAGGUGGUGCUGGAGGUGGGCUUGGUGGUGGUGGUGGUUUAGGAGGAGGUGCCGGGGGUGGACUUGGUGGUGGUGGAGGGCUUGGAGGUGGUGCAGGAGGUGGACUUGGCGGUGGUACGGGAGGUGGACUUGGUGGUGGAGGAGGGUUUGGUAGCGGUGGAGGACUUGGCGGUGGUGCAGGAGGUGGACUUGGUGGUGGUGGCGGACUUGGUGGAGGUGGUGGUGGUGGACUUGGUGGAGGUGGUGGUGGAGGUUUGGGCGGUGGUGGUGGAUUUGGGGGUGGUUCCGGUGUUGGUUUUGGAGGUGGUGCAGGUGGUGGCGGAGGUUUAGGUGGAGGUGGUGGCUUUGGAGGAGGAGGUGGUUCCGGUGGAGGUUUUGGAGCAGGCGGUGGCGUCGGCGGAGGUGGUGGAUUUGGCGGUGGCGAAUUUCACGGUUGAUAUAGGUGUGAGGUGAAGUUGGUCUUGGAGCAAGAGGUAGCCAUUGGAAGCCUACAUACAUUGCACCGAAAUCUUUCAAUGCAUUUUUUCUCUCCUAAAAGUUGUAUCGUUUGAAUUUGUUCCCAAAAUUUUACUGUUUGAAUCUUCAUGCAGUUGUUAAUAUUUUGCCAAUAACUAUCAAGGUUAAAUACCAUCCUAAGUUUUUAAAAUUUUAAUAUAUAAAUUUACUGUGUUAUACA
Molecule: messenger RNA, 1634 nt
Organism: Lactuca sativa (garden lettuce)
Lineage: Eukaryota; Viridiplantae; Streptophyta; Magnoliopsida; Asterales; Asteraceae
Source: RefSeq, a predicted model, not a curated record